This is a messenger RNA of Loa loa (African eye worm), 1545 nucleotides long. RefSeq lists its product as hypothetical. Bases 410 to 1423 code for a protein of 337 amino acids. The record is from RefSeq and is a predicted model, not a curated record. The transcript has 10 exons. NCBI's taxonomy places the organism in Eukaryota, Metazoa, Nematoda, Chromadorea, Rhabditida, Onchocercidae.
GUUUCGAAAACAAAGGUUGAUAAUUGAUGUUGUGAUAGCUGCAGGCAUUUAAGUAGUUUGAACUAUUUCUCAGCGCUAAGAAAGAAGAAAUUUCUAUUUAUAAUCAACUGCGGAAUAAAAUAACCAUACCCAUUUGUCAGCAUUAUCAAUCUUCUACUUUUUCUACUUUGUUUUAUCUGUUCACUAUAAGUUUCAGCUGUUGAAAUAACAGGUAAUGCUAUUUUGUUUUUUUCGCUCGAAAUUUCAAAUACAAUUUUCAAAUUUCAAUUUAUUAUUACUCUAUUUAUUAUGCGGAAUGAAAUAUCCACACUCAUUUGUACCAAUUUCAAUCCAUAAUCGGGUGGCUUCCAGUUGAACAUUCACCAUGACAACGUUACCGGCAUUAUGUGACACUGUCAUUUGAACCAAUAUGUUGAACUUGUUUCAUUAUAAUAUUCUGUUGAUUCUCAUUUGUAGGCCAUGUACAAGUAUCCUGGACUUCCCGAGUGAUAACAUUCGCAGGUUACGAGUAUUGGAUGUUAUCGGUGGUUAUCCAAAUUUUUUCGGGGCAAUUUAUAUCCAUGAUGGCCCGAAUAAUAAUGUCCUGAACCGUGUUAGGCCAGAGUCGAAUCGAUUUGUACCAUUUUCAACACUUUUGCAUUUUGCUAUUAAAAGAGCUGAUUGUUCGAAUUUAACUUCUGCCAGUUUGAAAUGUGGAGUGAUUUGUCCAAAGAAUGAUCCAAACUGUACGAUAAAGCAGCAAGUUGAUGAAGAGGGAGGUUUAUUGGAAGCUGCAACAAUGUUCGAAAAGGGAACCAUCAAUGGUUAUGUUUAUGGUGACGAAGUACGCACCAAUGGUCAACUGUCACUCUUAAGACCAGAUGCCAAUGGACUUUGCACGCAUUCGUAUAAGCAAACAAUGAAUUACAAAAUAAAUUAUACAGCUAGUUGCCGAUGGCACUUCAGUGUAGAAAAGGGUUGUAAUGUCAGUGACCUCAUAAAAUUUCUUUCGAAUCAGAUGAGUGGUACCGAAGUAUGUGAUCAAACCGGUGGUCGAUGCGUUGUGCCGAUCUUGAGAGAUAUGGCUACUGCAUCAAGUGAUCAGAAAUGUGAUAAUUACUCUGUAAUGAGUGCUCGUUUAGCUACUCAACAAGGGUCGAUUCUGGGAAUGUUGAUUGAAUUUCUACCAUCUCCGAACAAGUGUCGCGAAAGCUACUGCAUUUUGACAACAAAAAUAUCGUUCCAGGAAGUUACGCAACGAUUGUUGGACAGAAUGAAAAUGUCGAAAUAUGAGAAUAGUGAAGGUCGCUUUCGAUGUCCAUCCGAAAUAACAUGUCUAGCAGAAUUACUUUAUUUCUUAGAUACGUUUGAUCUUGGAGAAUUUUCAGCACAGUUUUUUGUGUUAAUACCUCUCUUUGUGUUACUUCUAUUGUAUGUAGCAUAGAAAAAUGUCAAGCCUACAUCUGAAAUUUGUUUCUCGUUUUAUUACUAGCAAAUAUAAAUAUGUAUUUAUGACAAUCUUUAAAAAGUAUACGAUUCAAAAAUGCUCCAACAUACAGUUGCUUU